This is a messenger RNA of Mercurialis annua (annual mercury), 1159 nucleotides long. RefSeq lists its product as uncharacterized. Lineage: Eukaryota; Viridiplantae; Streptophyta; Magnoliopsida; Malpighiales; Euphorbiaceae. The transcript has 4 exons. The record is from RefSeq and is a predicted model, not a curated record. Bases 47 to 970 code for a protein of 307 amino acids.
UAACCUCCGAUCACUUUACACAGAGAGAGAGACUAGAGAAGAAGACAUGAACCAGCAAAACAUAACACUGGUUGAAGCGGCGGUAACGGUCCUGAACACUGCAGACCCAUUUGAGAAGGCGAGGCUAGGUCAAACUUUUGCUUCUCAAUGGCUUGAGGGCACCAUUUCUCAGCCCUACACUCCCUCCAUGGACCUCACUGUACCUGAUCGCCCAGCCAGACUCGCCAAUGUGAAGGUGGUCGCGCCGGGUUCAAUGCCGAAGCUGGGUAAAGGUGGGAGCUUGCAGAGUAGACAGGCCAUUGUUCAUAGCCUUGUUCAUAUUGAAAGCUGGGCUGUUGACUUGUCUUGGGACAUUAUUGCUCGCUUUGGGAAGCAAGAAGCAAUGCCAAGAGAAUUCUUUACAGAUUUUGUGAAAGUUGCUCAAGAUGAAGGCAGACACUUCACACUUCUUGCAAAACGGCUCGAGGAACUAGGUUCUUCUUAUGGAUCAUUACCAGGUCAUGAUGGGCUAUGGGACUCGGCCAUCACCACAUCUAACGACCUACUGGCACGUUUGGCAAUAGAGCAUUGUGUUCACGAGGCCAGGGGACUGGAUGUCAUGCCAACUACCAUAUCUCGAUUCCGCAAUGGCGGUGACAGUGAAACUGCUGAUUUACUGGAGAGAGUGGUGUAUCCUGAAGAGGUUACUCACUGUGCUGCCGGGAUCAAGUGGUUCAAGUAUCUAUGCUUGAGGUUGAGACAUCCGGGUAUUAAUUCCAGCUCGGCGAUUGAAGAAAGUAGAGUCGGACAAAGUGAAAUUACAUUGGAGGAGAAUGAAGAGAUUAUUCAGAAAUUCCACGAUACAGUAAGAAAAUACUUUAGAGGACCAUUAAAGCCGCCCUUUAACGAGGAAGCAAGAGAGGCGGCUGGAUUUGGUCGUCAAUGGUAUGAACCACUCGCUGUCAAAGAGAUUAAUGCAGGAUGCCAAUGAGUUUCAGAAUUCAAAGUCAUUUCGUUACCAUUUUUCAUACUUAGCUAUGUAAAAUUACUCCAAUGUUCAAGGCUCUCUCGUAUGAACUAUAGGCAGUAAAGUUUGUAUUUUCUGCUUAAUCAUUGGUUGUAGUGUUGUAUUUUUAAUGGUUAAAAAACUGAAUAAAAAAGUUAAUUAUGUUUCAUCAAA